AUGGACCAAGAACAAGGCCGCACUGCUCCGCGUGGGCAUGCGAGGACUAAAAGCAACACGUCCGUCGGCAGCAACAAUCCGUCCAAACUUAGACACACGAGGUCCAAGAGCACCAAGAAACUCGACUCAAUCUAUUCCGAUGAGGCCACCAUCGCUUUCAUCAAACGUACUUUAUGCGCUCAGCAACUCACAGGCCCGGAGGGUAGCAGAGCACGAAACACAUCCAAGCCUUUGUCUGAAUUACUGCCUCCUUUGACUUCUUCUAAUCAAGUCGACCUCCAACUUUAUGCUCUCAUCUCUAUUAUCAUCAAGGAUUUUGUACAGGCUUGGUACUCCAGAAUCACUCCGGACCAGCAAUUCACCGAUCAGGUCGUUCAAAUCAUCGCACAUUGCACACACGCUCUUGAGCUGCGAAUAACAGCCGUGGAUCUGGAGGCCUUGAUAUUCGAUGAACUCUUUGAAUUGAUCGACGUCCAUGUUACAGCCUAUCGAACUGCACAUAGCGGAUCCUACACUUCUUUCCUCGUAGCAAAUCCGAGAGAGAUCUAUCACGCCAUCAAUCCUCAUCCUGCCCUCUCUCCGGUCCCGUUUGAGGCCGGAUCUCUUGCAUCACUAGAUCAGGCUGAGAAUGAAGCUGCAUGGCGUCAACUGCUAAUCCAAGGAGUAUUGUCUCAUCUGCUUCCACCGGAAGAUCUCAAUAAUCCACCUCUAAGGGUGCUAGUGACUGAGAUAUUUUCCGAGUUGAUCAUUGGGCGCGGAGUCUGCGGCAACAUCUGUGAAGGCUGGUUCAUCUGGGAUGUUGUUUCAAAACUACUUGCCAUCCUUCGUCCUUCUGGAUCCGAUGUACUGCAGCAACCACCCAUCAGUCCGAAUCGCCUCGAGAAGUUUGGCCUCCUGGCAGAUGACAGUGACGACGCUGAGGAGCCACCGGCUAUCGCGAGAAGAUGUCCAGUGGACGCUCUCUCCAGCGUGUUCCUGCAGGUCAUGCAAUACGCCUUCCUUGCCUUCAUAUCCCUACGCGCGUUCUUCUCAGCUCUGUCAGACGCCGCAUCUCUCCCUCCAAGGACGAAUAACAGUGAAGACUCGAUGCAUGGCGAAUUGGAUGACAGCGGCUCACUAUCCCAACAUUCAACACGCGACAGUCCGAAGAGACCAAUCCUAGGAAUGUCCCUCUGGAGUUGUUGCUCGCAUUUGCUUUCUUUGGACUUGCAGAUGCCAUGGCUUACCACCAUGGGUGCGUACAUACAGUGGCUGUUGAUCUGCAGUUCGUGGAAGGUGGGUUGCACAAACAGCAGAUUGGAUAGACUCCUUUCCCACCACAUCCACACCAAAAUCCUCGAUCCCACUCGCUUACCGUCCAUCCUCCUACUCAUCCGCACAAACAUGUUUCCCAACAAUUCUCUUGGCCCCGGUCGUGUGCCACCCACACCCGAAGAAGCUAUGGAACUGCGAGCGAGAUGUGCCGCUUCCAUUAUUGCUGCGUUACCACCUAUUGUGGUGAAGCAAGUGUUUGCAAAGAGAGGUGAAGAGGAAGUGCAAAAACAGGUUGAAGAAAUGUUGGAGACUUUCGGAGAUGCGUAUCUCAAUAAGCAUUUGGUGGUAGCUAUUGUAGAUUUGGUUGUUGUGAGAUUGUUUCCUGAGCUUGCGGAGCAGAGGAUACAAGUAUCGUGA
Messenger RNA from Aureobasidium namibiae CBS 147.97, 1671 nucleotides. RefSeq lists its product as uncharacterized. The transcript has 3 exons. Gene Ontology annotation, cellular component: intracellular membrane-bounded organelle. Bases 1 to 1671 code for a protein of 556 amino acids. The record is from RefSeq and is a predicted model, not a curated record. Gene Ontology annotation, molecular function: phosphatidylinositol binding. NCBI's taxonomy places the organism in Eukaryota, Fungi, Ascomycota, Dothideomycetes, Dothideales, Saccotheciaceae.